Messenger RNA from Hyposmocoma kahamanoa, 1291 nucleotides. Its product is annotated as collagen and calcium-binding EGF domain-containing protein 1-like. The record is from RefSeq and is a predicted model, not a curated record. Gene Ontology annotation, molecular function: calcium ion binding. Lineage: Eukaryota; Metazoa; Arthropoda; Insecta; Lepidoptera; Cosmopterigidae. Bases 1 to 1290 code for a protein of 429 amino acids. The transcript has 9 exons.
AUGCGCGCGCCGUUCGGGCCCGCGGUCCUCACCGCUACAAUACUUGCUGCCACCCUGGUACUUUCGCAGGAAGAGGGUUACUACGCAGAGGAUGCAUACCAAGAAGACCCUGUCGACUUCUCGGACGUCAACAUCACCUGUCCUUCAGACAUACUCAUUCGCAGAAGCGAAAUUUGCAAAGAAGAUGGAAUCGACGUGCCUUGCAUGCGAGUGCACUGUUGUGACAAUUACGCCCUUAUUGCUGGCAGAUGUAUUCCAAAGACAGUGAGUCCAUGUAGUUUACAACUCUGUGAGCAAGCGUGUGAAGUACAAGAAGACAAAGUGUGGUGUUCCUGUCACCGUGGGUUCAAAUUCGAUGUAAACAAUUAUCAAUUGAAGACGCAGCCUUAUUGUGUUGAUGUGAACGAGUGUUUAAAUAACAAAGGCGGAUGUGAGCAAAACUGCGUUAAUGAUCCUGGGGGAUACCAUUGCGAGUGCAGACUGCCCUUUAGCUUGGCCAGUGAUGGCAAGAGGUGCGAGCGGAGCAUUCCCAUGCCAGUACCGAUGGCUCUGCCCCUAAUACGCACAUCCAGGUGCUACGCGUCAUGCGAUAGUGUCAGUUGGCUGUCGCAGAAAGUAAAGCUGUUGUCCGAUCAACUGCACAAUGCGCAAACUGUCCUUAAGAAGAUUAUGGAGCAUCCAGUUUUCAGUGACGAGGUUCCAGAAAGAAUGCUCGACUCGAUGGCCCCCCUCGAAGGCGGGUUUUGCCGCUGCGAACGAGGACCUAGAGGUCCAGCUGGUCCUCCAGGGAUGGAAGGGCCCAAAGGCGACAUGGGACCGCGAGGCCCCCGCGGUAACAAAGGCCCCAAUGAAUCCAUGGACCUCAUGCUGUUGCUAUUGGCUGACGUCAGACACGAUAUCCGCAAUUUAGAAGACAGAGUGUAUAUGAAGGGAGAAGUGCCCGAAAGAUUCAACCUACAGAAAGCGUGGCGAAAACAGCGCAAGCAAGAAAAACAGGCGAUGGAGAGCACAGUAGAACAAGACCUUGAAGCUUAUACGAUCCCGGCGGUGGAUAUCAAUACUGGACCUGUCGAGAUUACGCCUAACGGAGUAACAGGGAAAAUACACCAAACCUCAGCAGCAACAACAGAUAAAUACCUAAUUAAAGGCGAGACAGAACCAUUUUCACUUGGUCUCUCAACAGUUAUCGAUGACAAACUGAAGGAGUUCCACAGACUGGCCAGCGCGUUCAAAGAUGACUCCGAUGACGACGAGGCUCUUGAAAAUGAUAACGAUUACAGCUUCUAUUAGC